AUGAAGAUAAAUAUAUAAUCAACUUUGAACAUGUCAAGUAUCGACUUUUUGGCGAGGAUGGCUCUGCAUAGCACUUUGACUAUCAUCGGGGUCAUCAUCUUCACCUUGGGGCUGGUCGGGGGGUUUUGGGGCUUUUGGAAGUUGAUCUCCUGGAAAAUUUCGGGGAGCAUCAACCUAGGACCCGAGACUGACAUAAGGAAGGCCUGGGAGAAAGCUCCUAUCGCCAUAGACUUCAACGUCUACAUCUUCAACAUCACCAACCCAUUGGAGGUCCACAACGGAAGUACGCCCGUGGUAGAGGAGAUCGGACCAUUCGCUUUCUUUGAAUGGAAGGAGAAGGCAAACAUAGUGGACCACAAAGAAAACGAUACAGUUUCCUUCAACAUGAAGACAACCUGGUACUUUGACCCGGUGAGGAGUGGCCAACUAACCAUGGACGAGAUAGUAGUUGUGCCCCAUAUGGUGUUAGUGAACCUGGUGUAUAUCGUGGAGAAACGCAAGCCAGGCUCUCUCCGAGUGGUCAACAACGCUCUCUCCGACCUCUUCGACUCUCCGCAGACUGUCUUCGUCACCACCUCGGUCCGGGACCUCUUGUUCGGCGGCAUCCCCAUCAACUGCACGUCCACGGCGUUCGCCCCCGCGGCUAUCUGCAGUGUACUCCGCGGCCAGGCCUCCGCCCUACAUCAGUUCAGCGACGACGUCUUCGGCUUCUCUUUGUUUGGGGUGAAAAACGGCACCCCGGACGCAGGUAGGUUCAACGUCAAGCGAGGCACUCAAGAUCAUCGAGAAGUGGGUAAAGUGAUGCUGUACAACCAUGAACCUCAGCAAUACGUGUGGGAUGGACCUGAGUGUAACAAACUGGACGGUACGGACUCCACGGUGUUCCCACCCCUCAUGAAUCCUCAGGAGGACAUCGUAUCUUUCUCACCGGACCUCUGCAGGUCACUGCCUGCCAAGUACGUCGAGGACACAGAGUACCAAGGUAUAUCAGCCUCUCUGUACUCAGCCACAUUAGGAGAUAUGUCAACCAAUCCUGAUGAGAAGUGUUUCUGUCCUUCACCAGAUACUUGUCUCAAGAAGGGCGUUUUGGAUCUAACUGAGUGCGUAGAGUCCACCAUCAUAGUGACACUUCCUCACAUGUAUGAGGCGGAUCCCAGCUACAGAGAGACUGUUAUAGGAGUUUCUCCGGACAAAGAAAAACAUCAGAUUGUGCUAGUAUUUGAACCGAUCACCGGGUCCCCGCUGUCAGCAAGGAAGAGACUUCAAUUCAACAUUCAACUUCACCCCGUCAAAAAAGUCAAGAUCAUGGCAAACUUACCUAACUCAUUUCUCCCGGUGUUUUGGGUUGAAGAGAGCGUAGAUCUCAACAGCACAUUCACAGAUAUUCUCCAAGACAAUUUGUUUCGCCCAAUGUCCAUGGUCAACAGAGGUCGAUGGUUCGUUAUGGUUUUAGGAGUUGUUUUGGUGGUCAUAGGAUUGGUUGCCAGGAAGAUACAGAAGAACGCUAUCACAGUGACUCGCAUGGAACCUAAGACUCAAUCUCACAACGCCCAAGUAACUGACGUAAACUCAGCGUCUUCUGACAGGUUUUGA
Molecule: messenger RNA, 1593 nt
Organism: Macrosteles quadrilineatus (aster leafhopper)
Lineage: Eukaryota; Metazoa; Arthropoda; Insecta; Hemiptera; Cicadellidae
Product: sensory neuron membrane protein 1-like
Exons: 11
Cellular component (GO): cytoplasm; membrane
Molecular function (GO): scavenger receptor activity
Source: RefSeq, a predicted model, not a curated record